AUGCAUUCCAUUUUUCCGACGAUAACUAGAUUCUCCGACCACCACAAUAUCCAUCUCCGCCGCUACAACCGCCACCGUCUUUCACAUCCUCUUCCACCGCCGUUGCCACCUCAUCACCAGAGCACAAAAAUCCUACACCUCCCGCAUAAUUUCGGAAUCUCCGCCAUAGAAGCCGCUCAACCCUUGGACUACAAAUCCAAAAUCUUCGAACGUAUCACCAAAUACAAAACUCUGAAAAUUGGCAUUGUAGGGUUCGGCAACUUCGGGCAGUUCCUUGCGAAAACCCUAGUCCGUCAAGGCCACACCAUCCUUGCACACUCCCGCUCAGAUUACUCCGCCAUUGCUGCUGAGCUUGGCGUUUCAUUCUACUUUAACGCCGAUGACCUCUGUGAAGAACACCCGGAUGUAAUCAUUCUCUGCACAUCAGUCCUCUCAACUGAAAAAGUACUCCGCUCAUUACCAUUACAAAGGUUGAAACGCAGCACAUUAUUUGUUGAUGUUUUAUCUGUUAAAGAGUUUGCUAAAGAUUUGCUCAUGCAAAUAUUACCAUUAGAUUUCGAUAUUCUAUGUACACAUCCGAUGUUUGGGCCUGAAAGUGGUAAAGAUAGCUGGAAAGGUCUUCCAUUUAUGUAUGACAAAGUCAGAAUUGGCCAUGAUGAAUCUAGAGUUUUGCGUUGUGAGAAGUUUCUUGAUGCAUUUGUAAAAGAAGGGUGUUUAAUGAAGGAAAUGACAUGUGUUGACCAUGAUCAACAUGCAGCUGAGUCUCAAUUCAUAACUCAUACAAUAGGGAGGAUCUUGGAAAAGCUAGAUUUGGAUAGUACUCCGAUUAACACAAAAGGUUGGAAAGGUUGGAUUUGGCUUUUGAAUCGUUGA
Molecule: messenger RNA, 873 nt
Organism: Lactuca virosa
Lineage: Eukaryota; Viridiplantae; Streptophyta; Magnoliopsida; Asterales; Asteraceae
Source: the annotation of a GenBank genome assembly